This is a messenger RNA of Protopterus annectens (West African lungfish), 2370 nucleotides long. RefSeq names its product extracellular calcium-sensing receptor-like. The record is from RefSeq and is a predicted model, not a curated record. Gene Ontology annotation, molecular function: G protein-coupled receptor activity. The coding region runs from base 1 to 2370 and encodes 789 amino acids. Gene Ontology annotation, biological process: G protein-coupled receptor signaling pathway. NCBI's taxonomy places the organism in Eukaryota, Metazoa, Chordata, Ceratodontiformes, Protopteridae. The transcript is spliced from 7 exons. Gene Ontology annotation, cellular component: membrane.
AUGCUUGGUGUCGUUUUUGCUACUCAUGAGAUAAAUCAAAAUAAGAAACUGUUAACCAACAUCACACUGGGAUUUAACAUAUAUGAUUCUUGCUAUUCAGAAAGCAGGGCAACUUGGGGUACUCUGGCCCUUUUAUCAGGGACAAAAGUGCCAGUCCCUGGUUACAUCUGCAAAUCACAUCCUGUUGUGGUAGGAGUCAUCGGUGAACUCAUGUCAUCGUUGUCAGUUUCUGUGGCUAGAAUUCUGGGCAUCUACCACUUCCCACAGAUCAGUCAUGGAUCAAUGCAUUCAUCCUUAAGUCAGAAGAGCCUGUUUCCUUCUUUUCUGCGCACUGUGACUAAUUACCUUUUCCCUCAUAGCAGAAUAGCUCAACUAAUAAGGCAUUUUGGCUGGACCUGGGUAGGAAUAUUAACUUCCGAUAAUGAACUUGGAGAGUUUGGUGGCCAAUAUUUAAAAAUGGAGAUUUUAAGACAGGAUAUGUGUAUUGAUUUUAUGGAAAAAAUUCACAUUCAAUAUUCAAAGGAAAGACUUUCGAAAAUUAUUCAAGUAAUCAGGAAAUCGACAGCAAAUGUUAUAAUUGUAAACAGUGAUGAAGUUCAUGCUCAACCAUUUAUCGAAGCCCUUUAUUCGCAUGGCAUUACUGUUAAAGUUCUGGUGUUCACAUGUGUGUUUAUCAUCACUCCUGGACUUUAUUCAAAGGAAACAAGAAUCAUAAUGAACAGCACAUUAGGACUUUCUCCCUUCACAGGUACCAUGCCUGGAUUUAAAGAGUUUCUGCAAGGACUGAACCCUUCAGCAGCUGUUGAUGAUAUUUUUAUAAAACCGUUCUGGGAGAAAGUGUUUCCUUGCAAAUGGCAACAUAAUUUAAGUUUCCCUUCAAUAAUCCCCAGUGAGAUUAAAAAUGAAAAUAUAUUCUGCACAGGCAUGGAAAAGAUAGAGGAAACAGUCAUGGACUAUUUUGAAUUAAAUGACCUCAGCUUUACCUAUCAUACGUAUCUUGCAGUUUAUGCAUUUGCUUCUGCAUUAAGUAGUAUCAUUUUACAUAGAUCAAAUAAUGAAUCAUUUACUUCUGGCUACCUCUCUGGAACUGAUUAUAUUCAGCCAUGGCAGAGCCAGGUUUUGCAGACUUUGAAAAAUGUACACUUAUAUACCACAACUGGAGAAGAAAUAUAUUUUGAUGAAAAUGGAGAUGCAGUGAUUCCAUAUGAAAUUGUGAAUAUACAGAUAUUGCAAGAUGGCACCUUUCGCCUGGUAAAAGUAGGAAGAAUGGAACCUAGAGCAUCUUCGGGUAAAGAGGUCAGCAUCAAUGUGAGUGCCAUCUUGUGGAAUGAAAAUUACACAGAGGCUCCCCCUUUAUCAGUCUGUUCUGAAAGUUGCCUUGUAGGAUACAGGAAGAUCCUCCAAAAAGGCCAGCCAGUGUGUUGCUUUGACUGCACUCCAUGUUCUUCUGGAGAAAUAACAAAUGUUACAGAUUCUUUGGACUGCUGGAAAUGCCCACAAAAUCAAUGGCCUAAUGAAAACCGUGAUGCUUGUAUCCCUAAAGUGAUUGAGUUUCUAUCCUUUGCAGAGCCCUUGGGUACAACUCUGGCUGUCAUUACUCUCUUCAUGACUCUGCUCAAUGCCUUAGUCCUGGGGAUUUUCAUUAAACACAGAGACACCCCCAUAGUCAAGGCCAACAACCGGGAACUCAGCUACCUUCUUCUUUUGGGACUCAUGCUAUGCUUUUUAUGUUCUUUGAUAUUUAUUGGUAAUCCCACUGCAACAACAUGCCUACUCCGGCAAACCAUAUUUGGCAUAAUAUUUUCUUUUAGUAUCUCUUUAGUUUUGGCAAAAACAAUUAUUGUGGUUAUUGCUUUCAAGGCAGCAAGACCUGACAGUAAACUUCAAAUACUUCUGGGUCCAACUGUACCUAAAGUAGUGGUUUGUUUUUGUUUCAUAGGACAAUUUAUUAUUUGUGCAGCUUGGUUGUUAAGUAACCCUCCUUUUGUAGAAUACAAUGCAAAAUAUGCUAAUGUAAAAAUAGUAAUUGAGUGCAAUGAACACAGUGUAACAUUUUUCUAUUGCAUGCUGGGUUAUCUAGGGUGUUUAGCUGUUGUUUGUUUUGUUGUUGCAUUCUUGGUAAGAAAUUUGCCAGACACAUUCAAUGAAGCUAAAUUCAUUACGUUUAGCAUGUUAGUGUUUGUCAGUGUGUGGCUGUCCUUUAUACCUGCAUACCUGAGCACACAGGGCAAAUACAUGGUUGCAGUGGAGAUAUUUGCAAUCUUAGCCUCAAGUGCUGGAAUACUCAGCUGUAUAUUUUUACCCAAAUGCUACAUUAUUUUACUUCAACCUCAGAAAAAUACAAGGAAGCAUUUAAUGGGCACUGCCUAG